AUGUUUUCCUUUCAGGCAACAGAUAAGGCCACCAUGAGCGGCGUCGGGAUCAGGGAAGGGCGUGCCACAGUGGCAGAUCUUCUUCGUGCUGCAGGAUCUGGCGGCGCAGCACCUGUCGCGAACCCUUCGUUGCUGUCCAGCAUUCACGCAACCAAUCUGGCUGCGAGUGCCUUAUUGGCAUCGUCCCUGAGUGUCGAAGAGAAGGCGUAUGUUGCCUCUCGCAUGGGCACUUUGGAGCCUCUGCGGCAGCAGAGAUCCCUUGAUAGUAUUCUGGGACAGCAGAGAGCGGCACUUGUGAAGCUUGCAGCGGGCAGGAGGCUCAUUGAACAGGCCAAACAGAGUCUGAAUCUGGAGGCCACCAUGAGAGCGCAGAUCACCGCCCCUGCCAUCCUUCCAGCCGCGGCACGAACCCCCAUCACUCCGUUGCAAGCCCAAGCACCGGUUCUGACUACCCCCAACUCCCCCCUUGCACAACUCAGCCCUCCCCUUGCACAACUCAAUCCUCCCCUUGCACAACCCAAGCAGGCACCUCCAAAACCAAAGUUUGAGCCCUGA
Seminavis robusta is the source of this 555-nucleotide messenger RNA. The record is from the annotation of a GenBank genome assembly. NCBI's taxonomy places the organism in Eukaryota, Bacillariophyta, Bacillariophyceae, Naviculales, Naviculaceae.